Cyphellophora attinorum is the source of this 1773-nucleotide messenger RNA. RefSeq names its product Vacuolar protein sorting-associated protein 45. Gene Ontology annotation, biological process: vesicle-mediated transport; intracellular protein transport. Bases 1 to 1773 code for a protein of 590 amino acids. Gene Ontology annotation, cellular component: Golgi membrane. The transcript has a single exon. NCBI's taxonomy places the organism in Eukaryota, Fungi, Ascomycota, Eurotiomycetes, Chaetothyriales, Cyphellophoraceae. The record is from RefSeq and is a predicted model, not a curated record.
AUGGACGUCGCUGCUGCGAUACAGAAUUAUGUGUCGAAGAUUGCGGGGCCCGGUGAGGGCGUGGCCGCGAGUCAGUCCUCCAAGAUGAAGAUCCUUCUCCUCGACAGCGAGACUGUUUCUAUCGUGUCAACGGCAAUCACACAGUCGGCGCUACUCAAGCACGAAGUGUUCCUCAUCGAUCGCAUAGACAACGCUGCACGCGAACGAAUGAGGCAUCUGCGAUGUCUCUGCUUCGUGCGACCAUCACCCGACUCGGUGCAGUAUCUGAUAGACGAGCUACGAGAACCGAAGUACGGCGAAUACAAUAUCUACUUUAGCAACAUAAUACGGAAGUCAAGCCUAGAGCGACUGGCUGAGGCAGACGACCAUGAGGUCGUCAAGGCGGUACAGGAAUACUUUGCGGACUAUACGGUGGUCAAUCCAGAUCUUAUGUCCCUAAACCUGGGCUUCCCAAAGCAGAGGUUAUGGAGCCACAGUCCAGAUCUUUGGAACACAGACGCCUUGCAGCGGACUACCGAGGGCAUCAUAGCCCUGCUGCUGUCACUGAAGAAGAAUCCGUUGAUUCGUUACGAAAAGAAUAGUCGCAUGUCGCACAAGCUGGCAACAGAGGUGCGGUACCAGAUCACACAGGAAGAGCAGUUGUUCGACUUCAGGAAGACUGACACACCGCCGAUACUGCUCAUAAUCGAUCGACGAGACGACCCAAUAACGCCGCUUCUAACCCAGUGGACAUACCAGGCUCAAGUGCACGAGCUGCUUGGUAUACACAACGGCCGUGUGGAUUUGGGAGCAGUACCGGACAUCCGACCAGAAUUGAAAGAGAUCGUGCUGUCGCAAGACCAAGAUCCUUUCUUCAAGAAGAACAUGUACCAGAAUUUCGGCGAUCUCGGCGGGAACAUUAAGGAGUAUGUUGAGCAAUAUCAGUCUCGCACGAAAUCGAGCGCUCAGAUCGAAUCAAUUGCCGACAUGAAGCGCUUCGUAGAGGACUAUCCGGAGUUUCGGAAGCUGUCCGGCAAUGUGUCCAAGCACGUCGCCCUCGUGUCGGAAUUGUCUCGACGAGUCUCGGCAGACCAGCUCCUCGAUGUGUCCGAGCUGGAACAGUCCCUCGUGUGCAACGACAACCAUGCCGCCGAUCUGCGAUCGUUGCAGAACCACAUCCAGAAUCCUGCCAUUCCAGCCGACAACAAGAUUCGACUGGUAGCACUGUAUGCUAUUCGAUAUGAGAAGAACCCAAACAAUGCUCUGCCAGUCCUGCUUGACUUGCUCACUACAGUCGGCGGCGUCUCAUCGCAUAAUCUUGCAGUUAUCCCGCAGAUUCUGGCCUACCAUCAUUCACUUCAACCAGCACCUGCAGCAGGCGGCUUCACAGGGCUCUUCGAGGGAGAAGCUUCGCCGUUCUCCCAAUUUCGACGAAACCUGAAUCUUAAAGGCGUCGAAAACGUGUAUACCCAGCACUCGCCGAGACUCGAAAACACGCUGCAAAAUCUUAUCAAAGGUCGUCUGAAGGAAGUGCAGUUUCCAUUUCUCGAAGGUCAUACGAGGGACAAACCUCAAGAUAUCAUCGUAUUCAUGGUCGGAGGCGUGACUUACGAAGAAGCAAAAAUGGUGGCACAGGUCAAUGCCAGUGUGCCUGGUAUCAGAGUCGUCCUUGGCGGUACAGGUGUGCACAACAGCGAGACCUUCCUCGCUGAAGUGGGUGAUGCGGUUGGCAGCUGGCCGGAUACGGCGCCCACGAGUGCGCAGGGAAGGCUAAAUAGAGCUGUUGGUCGAUGA